UGAUCGACUCAUUGAUGACAGCAUUUGCCAUGGAAGCCACCGGUUCUUUAAAUGUUGUUCCAGGCACUGAUCCAGCUGCCAGCUCCUGGGACCAGAAGCUGCUUCACUGGAUAGACAUGGUCAUCCACAAGAUGCAGCAAAGCACUGAGCAGGAGAGCUCACAACGGUGUGCUCCUGGUACAGAUGGCCAGACCCAGGUCUCCAUGAGUGGUCCCAAGCAUGCCAUCGCUUUUUGUUUGAAGGAGUCGGGGAAUAAGCCUCCUGUGAUUCGCUAUCGGAAGGAUAAGGCACUGCCCAAGCAGACUCCCUGUUUCCCUGCCAUCACAGGCAUGAAGGAUCUGGCCAAUGGGGGUGCCAUUGCUGCCACUAUCCACUACUACUGCCCCAAGCUUCUUCGCUUAGAGGAUGUAUGCCUGAAGGAGACCAUGUCGGUGGCGGACAGCCUGUAUAACCUGCAGCUGAUCCAAGGCUUCUCUUCAGACUACCUGGGUGGCUGCUGUUUCCUCUCACUGGAGGACCUGCUGUACAUGCCGCCUGCAUUGAGGGUGAAUGUUGGGGUAUUCCUGGCAGAGCUGUUCCUGUGCUUUGAGGUGCUUAAACCAGAAUUUGUGUGCCCCAAGGAGCUGUCCAGUCUCCAAGAUUCCCCUGGAAUGAAUGACUCUUUGACAUCCAACAGCGGGAACAACAACAGCUCCCCAGUGUUCAAUUUCCGCCAUCCGCUGCUGCCUGGAGGUCAGGCACAGUCCCCACUCCGUGAUUCUUUAGGUUCCCUGCACCACUCCACAUCCAUGUCCCAUGUAGAAGGCUUUGGUAAAUCAUGGAGCAAGAAGCAGCUCAGCCAUCCAUUGUCCCAAGCGGUCUCCUUCAGCAUCCCCUUUGGCCUGGACAGUGAUGUGGACAUUGUGAUGGGCAACCCAGUGGGCAUCCUCCGUUCCAUUAGCUCUGAUAGCCUGGCACCUGCCCUCUAUUCCUCUUUGCCCCGCCCACGACCCGGAAAUAUGGCUGAGGCCCCCAACGGGCUAGUGGCACCAUCGCUUCAUGGAGCAGGGCACAAGGGCCAAGAGGGCCUGGCUGUAGAGAAUGGGCUGAGUGAUGGCUACUCUGACCUGCCCACCAUUGAGGAGGCGUUGCAGAUCAUUCACAGCAGUGAGCGGCUGCUCCCUGAGGGGGCACCGGAUGGCUUCUACCUGCAUUCUCCAGAGCCACGCAAAGUCUCCAUCCCAGAAAAGGUACCCAUGUCUGCCGUUUACCGCUGCCACAAUGGGCCUCCCAACGGUGCAGAGCCAGCCCAGGAUGGCAGCCUGGACUCUGAUGCUGAGGAGCCAUCCCGGCCAGCAGGUGGCCCAGAUGAUUCCACCUCAUGUGUGAGCUCACUGAGUUCACAGCCUGACAGUACGGCUUCAUCCACCUCUGGUGUGCGCAUGACCAGUUUUGCAGAGCGCAAGAAGAAGUUGGCAGCCACUGACAGCAAAUCCAGUGGCAUCAGCUCCGAGGGCUCAGACGCUGGCCCUGUGCCGGCAGAGGAAAGCCCUGCCCAGAGUCCUGCCCUCAGUUCAGAGAUGAGCCAGUUGGGCGCCAGGCUAGAGGAGAAGCGGCGUGCCAUUGAGGCCCAGAAGAAACGCAUAGAGGCCAUCUUUGCCCGGCACCGCCAGCGCUUGGGCAAGAGUGCCUUCCUGCAGCUACAGAAAGGGCCUGAAUCCCAGUUGGAGGAUGGUCGGCUUGGCCUGGAGGAACGGCUUGCCCAGCUGGAGGCUGAGGAAGAGCCUGGAAGCCCCCGUGCUCGUCUGGAUAACAAGCAGGUCACCUUCUCCCCAGAUAUUACCAAGGGAGCACUUGAUGAAAACCUGGGUGACUACAAUCGGGCAGUGGCCAAGCUGAACACAGCUCUGAGUUCGCUGCAGUUGGACAUGCAGCGCCUCAGUGAACAGCAGCAGCGUCUCAUGCAGGAGAAGAAGCCCAGUGCACAAGCCUGGGUGAUCCCCGCCCCAAGGACCAGCCGAGAUGGGGUGCCUCCACGCUCUUCACGGGAGCUGUCCUCGCCUGCGCCUUCACCAUCUCCUUCCCGCAAGUCUCGAUCACCUCAGCCCACCCCCAAGAAGUCUCCAGCUCCUCCAAAGAGCCCCAAGCACACACGGCCGGUUGAGCUGAAGCUGCCACCCCUCACACGUGUUCUGACGCCUCCUCAUAACGUAGACACCCUUCCACACCUUCGCAAAUUCUCACCAAGCCAGGGACCUGUGCAGACCCGUUCCUCCAUCCAUUUUGCUGAGGAUGAGGAGCUGCCAGUGCCAGAAGUGGAAGGCCAGGGUAAUUUGAGACCUGUGGCUUCUGUCCCUCCACAGGGGGGCAAUGGCCGUGUCUCAGGGGAUGGCACCAGUGAUGUUUCUUCACCCAGUGACCGGCACAGUAGCCUGAUUGAAAUUCCUCUGUCUAGCCUGAAGGGGGAGGAUGAAGAUGUGGAUGGUGAUGAUUCACUGGAGGAAUCUAUCACUGAGGCACUGGAUACAGAGCCCCGUGCUGGCUUGGGCUUCUUUUUCAAGGAUGAAGAGAAGGCUGAGGGAGAGAUGGCGCAGAAGCGUGCCAGCCUUCUGGAGAGGCAGCAGAGGCGCAGUGAGGAGGCACGGCGCAGGAAGCAGUGGCAGGAGGCGGAGAAGGAGCAGAAGAAAGACGAGGCCAGGCUGCAGGUGGAGGAGCAAACCCGGCCAGAGGAGGAAGUGGGUCCAAGGCGUGGGGACUUCACCCGCCAGGAGUACCUGAGGCGUCAUCAGCUAAAGCUGAUGGAGGAUCUGGACAAGGUGUUGCGGCAGAAGCCCACCACAGUGCGUGCCCUAAAGAAGGGGCGGCCCAAGACGGUCUUCUGCGACGACUCUGCCUUGGCACGCAGCCCUGUUAAAGGGCUCCUCGGCUCCAAGCUGAGCAAGAUAUACUCCCAGUCAACACUCUCUCUCUCGACGGUGGCCAAUGACAAUACACUUUCCAUCAAGAGGUCUUCUCGAGCUGCAUCUCCUUCCGGGCCAAUGUCCCCCAGCCGGUUCUUACCGAACCAGAACCGGGAGCGUGACUGGGAGAAUGCGUCGACUGCUUCCUCACCUGCUUCCAUACCAGAGUACACUGGGCCCAAGCUGUACAAGGAGCCCAGUGCCAAGUCCAAUAAGUACAUCAUCCACAAUGCACUGUCACAUUGUUGCCUUGCUGGGAAAGUCAACGAGCCCCAGAAAAACCGCAUCCUAGAGGAAGUUGAGAAGAGCAAAGCCAACCAUUUCCUCAUCCUCUUCCGUGAUUCGAGUUGCCAGUUCCGGGCACUCUACACACUUUCAGGAGAGACAGAAGAGCUGACGCGCCUGGCUGGCUAUGGGCCUCGCACCAUCACCAUGCCCAUGAUUGAGGGCAUCUACAAAUACAGCUCUGAUCGCAAACGCUUCACUCAGAUUCCCAGCAAGACCAUGUCUAUGAGUGUUGAUGCCUUCACCAUCCAGGGCCACCUCUGGCAGACCAAGAAGCCUGGCACACCCAAGAAGCCAGGCACCCCAAAAUAACCAGGACUUGAAAAGCUCCAUGUCAGCUCCCUGCCUGGACUUUGCAGGCAGACUUUCCAUAAUAGGUGGCUUGAGUAGGUGGGGUCACGGGGCAGGAGUGUGUAUCUAGUCCUGGGCCACUCUGGCCGGAUCUGAACCAGCUGCCGCACAGGGAACUUGGAGGGUGGGGUAGUUGUGGUGCCUGCCUUCAGGAGGAGACUGAUACUGGCUUCUGGGGUGGGUAUGAAGAAAGAUGCUCUAGAAACUGCCAAAUCCCGUGAUAAGCUAGAGGUUCACAGUUGCCAUAGUCACACUGCCCUACAUCUAGGGCUCUGGGGGCUGGAGUCUGGACUCUGCAUGCUCCAUCUGCCUCCAAUCAUCAUCUCUGAAUGUCAGUCCACAGCUGAGGCAAUGGGGGGGGGUGUCUCUUUUUCUAAUUCCUUCUUGUCUGGAGAGUGGUGUUCAGGCCCUUCCUGGUUGUGUGCUGGGCUUUUCACUGCCUAGGCAGCCCCUGUUUAUAGUAUACAUACUAUACAUAUAUAUAUAUAUAUAUAGGAGCUAUUUAAUGAUUUUUCUCAAUUCUUUGUAUAUAAAAAAGGAUCAAAUUGCAUUUGGAACAGUAAGGUGAAUUUAUAUAUGUGGUUGGCAUGAUGGAGGGGGUGGGAAGAGCACAGAGUGGGGGCAGUGAGUGUGUGUAUGUUCCCCCCCCCCCCCCCUUUCCGGGUCUUUUGUUUAAAUGUUUUUCUUCUUGCCAACUUUUUUGUUGACUCCCUGGCUCACACAGGUGUUCUGGUGAAGGGGAAAGGGCUAUUUACAUGUAAUAAUUCUUUAGCAGUAGUGGGGGGAGUCAGGAUAUGAGUAGAGAGCCAGUUUCUGAUUGAGAUAGAGCAGAGUUUCAGCUGGUCACUUCUGUUAAGUGCCAAGAAGCUGACGGUGGCUAUGGUCAUGGAGCCGGCCUCUGUGCAUCCUGAACUGAGCUGCCAGUAGAGUAGAUUACUACUACUCUUCUUUUCCCCAGCCUGCCACUCAGAGCAUAAGUAGGUAAUGAAUGUAGGAUAAAUUUCUUCAGUCCCUUUUUAAGGGAUGGUUAGGGAGGCUGAGCACCUAGUGCCAGUACAGCACCCCUCUCCCAUGGUCCUUUGGGUAUCUUUCUCCUUCCCAUGUCUGUCCCUGCUCUGCUGGAGCUGGAGCUGCUCACAAAGUGGAGGAAAAAGAGAAACAAUGCUGUUCAGCUCAGAAUUCCCCAGCCCAAUUCUGUCUUGUUGCAACUUAUUCCUGGUCUCCUGUGGUUGCCUGUUGCUGACUGAAUGUCAAGUAGGUGUUUUGGGUGGGUACGGUGUAGUGCAGGGUUGGGGAGGGGUCAGUGUAAAAAGCAGCUGGGAACUUGGCCCUGUCUGCUUAAUAAAGUAACUUAAGUGAGCCUUCUGCUGGUCAUUAUUCUGGUGGGUUUGGGAUAUAGCAAGAAGCCUGGAACUGUAUCACUGAUUAGCAGGCCUGUACCUUCACAAAUGGUUAAUUGUGAACACUGAAUGCACUUGUAGUCAACUGUGUCCACUGAUGAACUGUGGGGAUGGCAAAAUAAGCUCAAGCCUAUGGAAAAAGCUGCAGAAUACAGUAGUAGCGAUUCACAUGUCACCCCCC
This is a messenger RNA of Gekko japonicus, 5156 nucleotides long. It is a transcript of the gene CAMSAP3, whose product is annotated as calmodulin regulated spectrin associated protein family member 3. Gene Ontology annotation, cellular component: microtubule minus-end. Gene Ontology annotation, molecular function: microtubule minus-end binding; spectrin binding; calmodulin binding. Bases 15 to 3536 code for a protein of 1173 amino acids. NCBI's taxonomy places the organism in Eukaryota, Metazoa, Chordata, Lepidosauria, Squamata, Gekkonidae. The record is from RefSeq and is a predicted model, not a curated record. The transcript has 16 exons. Gene Ontology annotation, biological process: negative regulation of microtubule depolymerization; neuron projection development; cytoplasmic microtubule organization.